CUUCAAUCGUGGCGCAACAAACUCACGGGCAGGACGGGCCGAGCUAACCCCGGUCCGCCUAACCCGAACCCCGCUCGAUGGGUCGAGUCCAAUCCAGCGGAAAACCCCCUAACCCUAACCCCGACUCGAGCCGAGCCCCCAUCUCCGACCCCGAUCCGAUCUAAUGUUCCCCACGGUCGACGACCCCUCCGCCGCCGGCGCCGGCGCCGGCGGCAUCGUCUCCUCCUCCUUCCCCGACGCCGACGCCUACGACAACGGUGACUCCGACGACAUCGACUUCCCGGUCGACCCAAACCCCAACCCCAACGCCGCCUUCUCCGCCGCCACCGCAGCCGCCCCCGCCUCCGCCGCGGCGUCGGCGGGGGGCGGGGAGCGGCGCCCGCUGUUCCAGCGCCUGUGGACGGACGAGGACGAGAUCGUGAUCCUGCGCGCUUUCGCGGAGUUCACGGCGCAGCGCGGCACCGCGUUCGCGUCGCACCAGUACGACACGACCCCCUUCUACGAGGACAUGCGGCAGCGCCUGCAGAUGGGGUUCACCAAGAGCCAGCUCGUCGAGAAGCUCCGCCGCCUCAAGCGCAAGUACCGCAACUGCGUCGACCGCCUCCGCAUCUCCGGCGCCAACUUCUCCUUCCGCUCCCCGCACGAGCAGGCCAUCUUCGAGAUCGCGCGCACCAUCUGGCGCCCCGCCUCCGACAAGCACGGCCGCGACUCCGACGACGAGGGCAACGGCAACGACGCCCUCGCUAUCGACGCCGCAGCCGCAGCCGCUGCCGGCGCCAACGCCAACGGGGAGGUCAAGUCCCCCUCCUCCAGGCCGCGCCGCGGCCGCCGCAGGCGCACGGGCGACGUCCCCGCCGACGCGGGCGAGGCCCUCGCGCUGCCGCCGGCGCCCAUGCCCGUGAUGACCCAGGAGGCUCUCCCGUCGUUCCCUCAGACGGCCAUGGACGGCAGCAUCAGCAUGGACCCCGCCGGGCUGCCGGCCGCGCUGUCAGCGGCGGCAGCGGCCGUGACCGACACCACCGAGAACUCCAUCCUGGCGCCACUUUUCAAGGAGAUGGUCCGCGCGAUGCUGAGCAUCAGCAGCAGCACGGCGCCGCUGCCGGGAUUGGAGCCGCCGCCUGCGAUCGCGGGUGUACGGAUGGAAGGGGAGAAGUGGCGGCAGCAGCGGAUCCUGGAGCUGGAGGUGUACCUGCGGCGGAUCGACCUGCUGCAGGACCAGGCGAGGGCAGCGCUGGAGGAGCUCAGAUCCGCAUCACAGGCAGGAGGCAUGAACACAUGAUGAGUGAUGAUGAUCUUGGUUCAGGGACUUCUUGCAGAUACCUUCCGUCCACAAGAAAGGACUACUCACUGCACUGGUAGAUUUGUUAGGCUUGAGCAGCAGGGUUUUCGUCUGUAAUUCUUCAGAUUUUCUGUCAGACUUGCCGCUUCGUCUUUACUAUAUAGUAUUUAUUUAUAAUAUGUAAGUUUAAAUGUUA
Messenger RNA from Phragmites australis (common reed), 1475 nucleotides. RefSeq names its product probable transcription factor At5g28040. Gene Ontology annotation, biological process: regulation of DNA-templated transcription. The transcript has a single exon. Gene Ontology annotation, cellular component: nucleus. Lineage: Eukaryota; Viridiplantae; Streptophyta; Magnoliopsida; Poales; Poaceae. The record is from RefSeq and is a predicted model, not a curated record. Bases 164 to 1279 code for a protein of 371 amino acids.